GGUUAGGUGUGGGUGUGUUUGCCCCGUGGUCUUCAUGUUUAUCUAAUCAGCUGUCCUCAGAGACUGACAGGUCCACCAGCUGGAGCAACGGUAUAUAAACUCUGUGUUUAGUUCAGGAAGGCAUCCUUCACCCAGAGACUGCUGCUGCUGCUGCUUGGAUUCAUCACAACAAGAUGGCGUCACGUCUGCUCUUCCUGCUGUUCCUCGGAAAUAUGUUUUGUGACGCUUUCGCUGCACAUCAUCUCAUCAUAUGUGAGCAAUCAACAGUCCAUCUGAUGUGUGCUUUCGGAAUGACCAUCUACGUGGAUUCUGCUGAGUAUGGACGUCAUGACACCGUCACCUGCUCCUUUGGACGUCCUCCAUAUCAGCUCCAAGACACCUCCUGCUCCAGUUACUCUGAUGUUGUUGCUGAAAACUGUAAUGGGAAAAACAGCUGCAUCAUCACAGCCAGUAACGAUAUUUUUGGAAACCCGUGCUCCGGGACCUACAAGUACCUGAUCGUGAUCUACGACUGUUACUAAUUUAGUUCUUGGCCUGAGAUUGAAUCAAGCACCAAGUUUGAGUCUCAGAAGAAACAUCAAUAAAACCACAUGCAUUCA
This is a messenger RNA of Nothobranchius furzeri (turquoise killifish), 599 nucleotides long. RefSeq names its product L-rhamnose-binding lectin SML-like. Gene Ontology annotation, molecular function: carbohydrate binding. NCBI's taxonomy places the organism in Eukaryota, Metazoa, Chordata, Actinopteri, Cyprinodontiformes, Nothobranchiidae. The record is from RefSeq and is a predicted model, not a curated record.